Messenger RNA from Pieris rapae (cabbage white), 9914 nucleotides. It is a transcript of the gene gek, whose product is annotated as serine/threonine-protein kinase Genghis Khan. Gene Ontology annotation, biological process: actomyosin structure organization; peptidyl-threonine phosphorylation. The transcript is spliced from 48 exons. The coding region runs from base 246 to 5672 and encodes 1808 amino acids. Gene Ontology annotation, cellular component: cytoskeleton; cytoplasm. NCBI's taxonomy places the organism in Eukaryota, Metazoa, Arthropoda, Insecta, Lepidoptera, Pieridae. The record is from RefSeq and is a predicted model, not a curated record. Gene Ontology annotation, molecular function: ATP binding; protein serine/threonine kinase activity.
UUUCCGGCGAAUAAAUGAUUUAAAAAAAAACUUCGACUCCCAUAAAAAUGUCUGCUUGAAAGGAUUUACUAUUUUCCGAAAAUUGUAGGAAAAACGAAGUUAACUAUUCAUGAAAAUUUGUAGUUAGUAAGAUAAAAAUGGGAGCACAUAUUGAAAAGGAUAUGUUAAGCUAAAUAAAUAUUGUUAAGUGGAAGUAAAGGACAUGUUUAAAAAGUGAAAGAAUAGUGUAGUGUAAAUUGAUCAAGAUGUCAGAUGAAGAGGACUCCUCACCCGACUGGGCACUAAUUCCGAGCAAUAAUCUACCAGUGCUCGGCAUCAAACGUCUUAAACAAAUCGAGACCAUGUUUGUUUCUCGUCGACUGCAGGGGCCCACGCAUGGCCUAAGUGUUGAAACAUUGUUAGACGUGCUUCUCGUCUUGUAUGACGAGUGUUGUAACAGCAGCCUUCGACGGGAAAAGGCGGUGGCUGAUUUUAUCAACUAUGUGAAACCGGUUGCAGCAGCAUUGAAGCGACUCAGACUCUCCCGUGACGACUUUGAAUUGGUGAAGGUGAUAGGUCGUGGUGCUUUCGGUGAAGUGUGCGUUGUUAGAGCUUCAUUUAUGCAGAAUGGAGAAGGAAAUGGUGCGGCCGGUGUGACAAGCAGCGAAAGGGUGUAUGCCAUGAAAAUACUCAAUAAAUGGGAAAUGCUUAAGCGCGCUGACACGGCGUGUUUUCAAGAGGAAAGGGAUGUUCUGGUGUUUGGUGAUAGAAGAUGGAUAACAAAUUUGCAUUAUGCCUUUCAAGAUGACCAUAAUUUGUAUCUCGUCAUGGAUUACUAUUGUGGCGGUGAUUUGCUGACGCUACUCUCAAAGUUCGAAGAUCGACUCCCAGAAGACAUGGCCCGUUUCUACAUCACUGAAAUGGUGCUGGCCAUACAAAGUGUUCAUGAGCUGAGAUAUGUGCAUCGGGAUAUUAAGCCAGAUAAUGUUCUAUUGGACGCCAGUGGACAUAUCAGGCUUGCUGAUUUUGGAUCCUGUCUCCGUUUAGGAGAUGAUGGAAAGGUACAAAGCAAUGUGGCAGUGGGAACUCCAGACUACAUAUCACCUGAAAUCUUGCGGGCGAUGGAAGACGGCCAGGGUCGGUAUGGACCUGAAUGCGAUUGGUGGUCUCUUGGUGUGUGUAUGUACGAGAUGUUAUUCGGUGAGACUCCGUUCUACGCCGAGUCGUUAGUGGAAACAUACGGAAAGAUUAUGAACCAUGCGAGGUGUUUCCAUUGUCCGCCCCCGGACGAACAUGCGGCACAGGUCUCUGAGGAAGCGCAAGAUUUAAUUCGUCGGUUGAUAUGUGCUUCUGAUACGAGAUUAGGAAGAAAUGGGAUUCAGGAUUUUAAGAAUCACCCAUGGUUCAGUGGUGUGGAAUGGGAUACGGUUCGAGAGGCAAGCGCACCAUUUGUUCCCGACGUGGCCAGUCCCACAGACACAUCCAACUUCGAUGUAGAUGACACGGACAUACGAUUAUCGGAAGCAGUUCCUCCGCCAUCAGCAUCAUCAGCGUUUUCUGGUCUCCACCUGCCAUUCAUUGGAUUCACAUUUACGGCUGGGUCUAGAUUGUCCGAUCUCGGUGCGCCUACGCCGCUCAGCCCUGCCAAGAAUGCACCUUGUCAGGUAAAUGAGGCUCCAUCCAACGCGGGAGAUCGUGCCGCUUUAAAAGCGCUAGAACGCGAAAAUGCUCUACUAGCUCAAACGAUAGCUGAGCUACGGGCCAGUACUCAAGUAGACGGUGCUACUGAUCAAUUAACGCUUUUAAAAGAGGAAUUGGCGGCGUUACAGAAAAGAAAUAGCGAAUUGGAAACUUUAACGAUAUGUGAAAAUAAUGUAACACCGGACUUGUCAUCAGCGCCUCAGGAACUAGUAACGAAAUUGCGAGAGCUCGAAAUAAAGAUCGAAGGAUUAAAUACGGAGAAAGAAGAGCUGAUGAAGGAUAAAAUGGACUCCAAUGAGAAAUUACGGUUACAGGAUAAAGAGCUUAGAGACGCCCUUUCCCAACGUAAACUAGCGAUGACUGAAUAUAAUGAGGUCACAGAAAAGUUGUCGGAACUUCGGCAGCAGAAGCAAAAACUGUCGCGGCAGGUUCGUGAUAAAGAGGAAGAGUUGGAUGUGGCCAUGCAAAAGAUUGACGCGUUGAGACAAGAUAUCCGCCGAGCGGAUAAAGGAAGAAGGGAACUCGAAGCGAGAUUGGAGACGGCUGUCGCUGAAGCUACUAAGGAGCGCAAAUUACGCGAGGAGUCCCUACGACUGCAACGCGUAGAAGCGGGUGCUUCGCCCUCAUCUACUCAGCCCUCUGCUGCCGCCGAUGUCGCUAAGUUGCAGGCCGAUAUUGAGACUUUGGAGGCCCAGUACGCGGAAUCAUUGGCUGAACAGCAAGCGCGGUAUUCCGCAGAAGUGAACGCGCUGAGGGAACAACUGCAUGAGACUGAUACAUUGCGAUCCAUGCUGAACAGAGAGCUCCAAACAUCUAAGACUGACAAUGAAGACAAACAGAUGCUGAUAAAUGAAAACAGAAAACUCGCUAAAGAUCUUGAUGCUAUGGCGGAGAACGGGCGUCGUUGGCAAGCGGAGAGGAGGCAGUUAGAGAUGGAGUUGGAAGAGUUUAGGUCGAAGAGAGAUACAAUGCAACAUUGGGAGACACAGAUUGCAGACAUAAUAAGAUGGGUGGCUGAUGAGAAGGAGGCCCGUGGCUACUUGCAGGCGUUGGCAACGAAAAUGACGGAGGAGUUAGACUAUUUGAAGCAUGCAUCGGCAACCCGAACAUCCGGUCCCGUGUCACCUGGUGGGGUUUCUUCCGGACCCGGUGCCGGUUCCGGAUGGAGAAAUAGGCGGUCGCAGAAAGUUGAUAAGAUGGAGAUACUUACAUUGCAAUCGUCGCUCCACUCAGAGAUUCAGGCCAAACAGUUGGUUGGUGAGGAAUUGAGUCGCACGCGAGCUGAAUUGCUUGCUAGUCAGAGGGAAUUAAUGGAGACUCGUCAGCGUUUAGACUCGGUUGCGCACGACAUGAAACGCAAAGAGCAGCACAUCCGGGACAUGCAAGCCAAGCUGGAUGCGCCGGCGCACCCACAUAACUCCUCCAGGCAGGGAUCGACAAAAUCAUAUUGGAGCGGAAAAGAAGAGAAUGUCUUGGACCGACCGCCAUCUCAAAUGAGUUACCUCGAACAAUUCUUGAAGGAUGCGCCGCCGGAGAGGCAUUACGACAAUGUUAGCACUAUCAACAGUGAACAGAAGAUCUCGCCGGGCUAUCGUUACAGAAAUGUGCAGCAUUGUUGUAACGCAAAGAUAAUGUAUGGAUCGCAACAGUCUACGGCGCUUAGUGGGUCUGCCGAGUCACAAGAUGAGAUGGAACAACGUGCAGUUUCGCCUAUAUCCUGCAAGAGUUCGCCCAGUGAAAUGUCCACUUAUUCGUUACAGGAUCCGACUGUAGCGCCACCUAUGACGGGCAAACAAAAACUACACCAGUUCCUAGUAAGGACAUUCAGUAGCCCCACAAAAUGCAAUCACUGCACUUCGCUUAUGAUCGGUGUCACCCGCCAAGGAGUGGUUUGUGAGCGUUGCGGCGUAGCUGUCCACACCGCUUGCUGUGCGUUGGUUGCGCCUAGGUGUCCCCUCCCCGCUGAGAGAUGUCGCCGUCCAUUGGGCAUUGACCCCGCGAGGGGGCAAGGGACCGCGUAUGAGGGAUAUGUCAAGGUACCGAAGCCGGGUGGUGUAAAAAAGGGAUGGAUGCGGCAGUUUGUCGUUGUUUGUGAUUUCAAGUUGUUCCUGUAUGAUAUAUCUCAGGAUAGAAACGCGUUACCAUCUGUAUGUGUGAGCCAAGUGCUGGAUAUGAGAGAUCCGGAAUUUAGUGUGACGUCAGUGAAGGACUCUGACGUCAUACAUGCGAGUAAACGGGAUAUACCCUGUAUAUUCAGGAUAUCAACGUCCCAAUUGGAAGGCGGCAAGCGAUACCAUACAUUGAUGUUGGCGGAAUCUGAAUCGGAGAAGACUAAAUGGGUGGUCGCACUCAGCGAGUUGCACAGAAUACUCAAACGUAACAACUUGCCUGAUAAAUGUGUAUACAGCGCAGGGAUAAUAGUGGAUUCGUCAUCUUGGGCGGGCGUUCGAAGCGUGCAAUGUGCGUGCAUUGUCGAACGGAGUCGUUUAUGUUUGGGCGGAGAUUUUGGUCUCGCUUUAUUGGACCUCGAGCGGGGAGAAAUUGUGCCGCGAAGAUCGCACGCGCCUGUCGCGAAGUUGCAUUAUGUGCCAGCCGAACAUUUAUUAGUGGUGAUAGCCGGUCGUGGCAGACACGUACGACUGGUUCCGAUACGUGCGUUGGAAUGUCCCGAAGCGGAGAGCGUGAAACUCGCAGAGGCUAAGGGCGCGGUGGAUGUCGCUGUCGGCGAAUUGAAUGCCACUGCGCAUGGUUUUGCUGUAGUUUGUAAACGACAGAACUCGUGGGUAGUGCUAGUAUAUGAAAUAACUCGCACGGCUGCAAGAAGGUACCGCGUCGCUGAACUGCGAGCGGCCGCGCCCGUACUCAGCGUACAACUUUGUAGGGGACGACUCAUUUUGGGAUACAGAGGAGGUCUUGUUGCCCAUACAUUGAGGACUGACUUGGAUCGACCAGCUGUUUCGCUAGUUCACCCAGAAAAUCAAGUGAGCGUAUUCCUGACUCAUUCGGGCGCAAGACCACUUUGCGCUAGACCAGCUGGAACAGACUGGUUGUUAGUCUUCAGUGCUUUGGCCUUGUACGUGGAUCGAGUGGGGAUGAGGGCGAGAGAUGCUGAGAUAAUGUAUACAGCACAUCCACAAUAUCAUGCGGUGAACGACACACAUCUACUGAUAUUCACCACCUCGCAUAUUGACGUGUAUGACGUCGAAACUGGAGAUUGGGUGCAAACGAUCAAUAUACCUAACGCAAGGCCCUUAGAUGAAGGCGGAUGGGUUUGUGCUGCAGGAGGAAGCGGAGGCAACGGGUUCCCAUUCUCUACGGAUACCACGCCGUAUCUCGUCUAUCUACGACCGCUCGUUACUCAGGGUCCCCUUAAUCUUGAAACGGCUACAUAUGGCAGUAACAAGCGACGGUAUUCCGUGAGGGAACAAUCUCACCAAGCGAUUGAAGCUCAUAAUAGAUUAUCGGAGCGUCGUUCUCGUCUAAUAUCAGCGCCCACGAACUUCGCCCAUGUGUCCCAUAUGGGCCCCGGAGAUGGGAUUCGCUCACAGAGGCUGCUAGAUUUACCCACUACCCUGGAGACGGCUGAUGAUCACGAUCAUCAUCAGAUGUACAGCAGUAGAGACAGCAGCAAAAGGACGUCACCGCUAACGGUCUCGCAUCCAACUGGGUCAUACAAUGGUUCAUGGCGGUCUGGGAGAUCGAGAGACCCGCCCACAGAAGCCCCCCCUUCCCCGCCUCUCUCACAUCGCCCUAUGGAUAGGUCCGUGGGCGGUGGGUCUGCGGGCAGCGGGUCCUUGCUGGAGAGAUCCAUCACGCCCCUCAGUUUGGGCAGUAUGAGCUCUCUUCACGAUGUACUUAAGGUACACUGGUCGAAAUUCGAUCGUAACCCUAAUAUUAACAUUGAUGUGGGAACAGAGAGUAUGGAGGGAGGUCAAUCUGACAGCAGCUGUGCCGCUUCGCCCACUCAUGCGCAUCACGGGCACGAUACAUGAUCGAGCCAACUAGACGCGUAUUGGGGCGUCGAUCUCUCGAAGCUGUACGCUUGCUUUUGCUGACGUUACGACGGUGACGUCACUCGCUUAUAAACCUUUAGGAGAUUAUAAUCGAACCUAAAACGUUGCCAUGACAACUCAUAUAAAUCUCUAUAGCGAAUGAACUCGCACAUUGACAAUACUCUUAAAAGAGAGAUGUGACUCUUUUGUCUCUCUCGCACGUAUUAACUUCAAAAUUUAUAAAUAUCAGUCUUAUGCCAUUUUUCAUAAAAUCUACUGCUAAAGAAUAUAAAUUUAGUAAUAAUAAACUAAAAUACGGAAUUUACGGCAAAAUCUGCUAUUCUUAGUGUGAAAACCUAUAAAAUAUUCGGGAAUAUUUUCUAUAAGACUUAUAACGUGGACUAUAAAUAGUAGUACUAUAUGUAGUCCAUGUUUAAUAAAAAGGUCGUAUAUGUAAUCUUUUAUCAUUAUCGAUUGGAAAGGAAGCAUUUCAAAAUUGAUAAAAUGCCAUCACAUAAUUGAAAAAUGUUUAUUUAAGUGUAAGUUUUUAAUUUGACAAGUUUUAAUAGAGGACAUUUUACAAUGAAUUAAUUGGAUAUGAUUUUUGUGUAUAUGUACAAUAGUUUAAUUUACUUUUGUAUAUUCUUUACUAUUUAAAAAUUAUUUAUUUACAUCGUGUGUUAUUUUUAGUUUAGUCCAAGAUUAUCCGUAAUUUAUUUGUCUGUAUUUAUUAAGGACCGAGGUGCUAUACUGUUGUACUAAAUUAUUUAUUUAGUUUGAAUUAACAUUAACUUUGGACCCAUAGACAUAUCGCUAGAUUUCCAAAAGGCUUGUCUAUGCUAGGCGAUUCCCAUUCAUUUGUAUUAGAUUCAGAGUUUCUUAGAGUAGAUUAAAUUAUAGCAAAUAAACUAUUCAAGUCGCUUGAUUGCACCUUUAGUAAUAUACGAGUUUUGUAACGCUAGUAUAUCAAUUUUUUCUCGUAUGCUUUAUUGAGUGAACAGUGGCGCUUCAACCUUUUAGCUCUGGGCCUCAGAUGGGUAUCAGUUUCGUGAUCAUUUAUGUUACUUAAUAGUUAAAUAGGUGAUCGUAUGACACAUAUACUUUCUGUGUGUAAGGCAUGCCGAUUUCCUUACGAUAUUUACCUUCAUCGUACGUACGUCUUACGUACGUCGUCGUACGUCCACGUGCCCGCAUGGAAAGUCCAUUCGUGUACGGGGAUCGAACUUAAGACCUCAAGGAGUCGCUCGUUGAGACUAGGCCAACACACCUCAAUUAGUCACAAAUAAAUCACCAAUAGCUUAAUGUCUUGUUAGCUGUAAGUCGGUUACUUACAUUUGUAUGUGUUAUAACAGUUUAGUUUGGUACAACAGAAUUGCUACUAAUAAACAGUUACCUACUAAUAACUAACCCCACCUAAAUCAAUGAUGAAUCUUGGACGUAUUGCAUAAUAUCUUCUAUAUUGGUUCCUAAGUGUAAAAAAGUUAAUAGUAAUAUAAAUAUAAUCCAUAGUGUCUUCUGGACGUUAAAAGGACGACUAAAUAAUAGGCUUAGUUGUCGCUAGAGAAUUUAAAACUUUUAUCAAAAUAUUCUCUAAGAAAAUCUAGCGUGACUUAAAAAUAAAGCAGGCCUUUUUAGUUCGGGUUUUGCUUUAUUACUACACUAAGUUGGAUUUGCAUCAUUCUACCAAAAAAAAAAUAAUGAGGUAGUAAAAUUAUAUCGCAAUUAUAAAAAAAAAACUUUGAAAAUUAAAAUCACACAUGGCAAUCUUAACCUGGCCGUUAUACUGGGAGGCCAUAACGAAAUACGGUUUUUAUUUAUAUUAUUAUGAUUAUAAUGAAAUUAUAUUGAAAAGCGUGCGGCGAUUCGAAAAUAUUAAAAAAAUUCAACACAAUUUUAAUCUUUCAAUUGGUAUUUUUCUAUUAGGCUAAUUUGGUUUUAAGAAAAAUAUUUUCGAAUUGUCCGCACGUGUGUAACCUUCCAAUGACUCGAUAAUAAUGUUUAGUAUAGACUAUCGAAUGUGGCUUCUAGGUCAAUUAGUCUCUUAUAUUCUCUAUUAUAACCGAAAUGUGUAAAGAAUGUUCAUGACACUGUUGCGUUGUAAUCGUUAACCCCGGAAGGUUUAGGCUGAAAAUAUUAACUUCACCGUCUCAUUAUUUAUCCAUUGUGGAUGUAAAAACUAAUUAGAUUUUACAAUAGAAAUAUGUAUACUGUAUAGUUGUUUCGUAAGCAAUUAAAUGGAAUUGAUUAGAUUUUUCUCAUUUACAACGCAACAGUCAUAGUGUAAAUUUAUAUUCAAUUAUAAAUCGCUAGUAAAGUAAUUAAAGUUAUACAAGCUUGUAUUUUAAGAAAGUUUAUUCCGUAUCUAAAUAUUCAUUCUCCAGGUUUUUUUAACAACUUUGUAAAGGUAUACCCCCAAUUUUCAACUAAUUAAAGUAGUGAUUUAUUUAACGUAAACUAAGACAGUCAGACUGUCUACGCUUCCAUGUUAACCAAAUAAGGUAAACGGUAAUCAUAAUAGACGAAAAAAAUUAUCAAUUUGGUCAAAUUAAAAAAUAGCAGUAAUUUUUACGUGAAUAGGUACGUUUAUUGUAAUCUCUUUUUGUAUAUUCAAAAUAAUGAAAUAUGAUAUAUAAUGCUACAAGCUCGUUGACAGUUUAUCCCUUAAUAUAUGUAUAGGCUAAUAGCGGGUUUAGUUCCGAAACAAUAUUAUAUAAUAAAACACUGCCACUUUCUUUUGUAUAUUGAGUAUAAAAAUCUUCACCUUCUUUUUUGUAAUUUCAUGAUCUGAUGUCAUCUCAUAUAGCACGACUGUCAGUUGUCAAUGAUGUCAAACUUAUUUGAUGUAUUUACUUAUAAUUAAUUGAAUUUUUGUAUGUGUUAGCUUAAUUUUAUUCACAAAAGAUUCUCAGUAAUGUAUGUGAUUAUGUAAUAUGUUAGCCGGUAAAUGUAUUAUAAUUAUUUUUAAUGAUCUAGUCCUUUUUGUUUACUUUUUGUGACGUAAGCGUGUCCAUUUAAGGUUUUGCCGUUUGUCAAUGUCAAUUCUAUUGUUAAAUAUUUGGGUUUAAACUUUAAACUGUCAAAACCGAUCGAGUGUCUAAUAAUAGAAUUAAAGUUGACAAAUGUAGAAAAAUGAGAUUUUAGAUAGGCUAACGCCAUCUUGUUUACUGCAUUAUAAACAAAAUGAUGGCGUACCUGCGUGUGGGUUUUAUACGAUUUUUUCAUACAUUUUACUCGUUUUCAAAUCGAUGUGUAUCCAAAGAUAUGUAUAAUCAUUAUGAUUAAAUUGUAUCGAUUAUUAUUUUAGUGAAAUUAGUUUGUUUAUUAAAUUGUAUCGAAAAGAACUGAACCUAUAUGUAUUAAUGUAUUCGUGUAACUUGCAUGGGAUCUUUAUUGUAUUAUAUAAACAUUCCGGAAUAUACUCAGUAUUUUAUUCGAUUCGUUAAACAUUAGUUAAUACGCAAACAUGACGACAAAAAAAAAUCAUGCGCAUAAAUUUCACAUGAAUUUUUUAUUAUUUAAUUAUACUCUGUGAAAAAUUGUAUACUUUUUGUAUUCCUUUCCACGUUUGGUUCGUAGGUACAUUAUGUAUGUAUCUUAAAGGAUUUUACAUAACUUUUAAUUAUUGUGUAAGUCCAGUUAUAACUAAAACUAAAAUUACUAAUAAAUUUCAAAUCGUGAGGCUAAUUAAAUCGGAAAUGAUGUUUGAUCUCAAAAGAGGUAUGAAAAGUAUGUAAAGUCCUUUUAUUUUCUGAAUAAUUGAACGAAAUGCAAACUACAUAUUUAAAGGAAGCUCAAGGAAAUUGCUUUGGAACAACUAAUUAUAAAGAUGACGCAAAAUGCGGGUCGUCACAUCAGUCUAACCUAAAAAUGAUUAAUGAAUUUCGUGUAAUCUGUGCUAUCUUAGCGUGCUUUUACUAAUUUUAAGCGAGUCCAUUUUCUUGUGUUUCUGAAUGUGUUCAAAGUAGAAAAUAGCAUAUGUCGAGAAAAUAGGCUAUCUUCACUAGUGAUUUGUUUCCUAGACAGAUUUGAGAUUUUGUUCAUCGCCCGAUACCUAUUUUUAACUAUUGGUUGUAUUAUGAUUUAACUAUUUUUUUUAAAAUAUGGUAUCAUCGUGCUAACUUAUUGUAAUAGAUUGUUUAACUAUCUUCCAUAUAUCCUGCUAUAACUAAAUUAUUAUUUAGAUUGCAAUUAUGUGAAAUCUCAAUACUUAAUGUAUAUACAUGAAUAAAGAAAUUUGAAGGA